AUGCGUUCCUUCCUCGACGGUGUGCCUGCCUUCCUCACCGCCGGACUCCCCACACCCCCGACUCCUCGCGUACCGGACGGACGCCGUCUGGUCCAAGAGGUAAUCUCACCAAAAUCCAGCGUCCUCUACUACCUGGUUGAUGUGCCGCCGCUGGUUAAACUGGCGGAAGCUGACCGGACAGACUGCAGCUUCAGGGAGGCGGUUGCUUGGCAGGUCGAACGAAUCCGAGCGCGCGGGGACCGGAAAUUGAAGAUUCUCUGGAACCAUCGUGAGAGACUUUCUUCUGACCUGGACUUCGGAGUUGACUUGGUUCACUACAAGGAAACCAUCACAUUCAUUCUGCCUUUUUUAAAUAACCCACUUCACGAUAAAAAACAAAUCUAG
Molecule: messenger RNA, 384 nt
Organism: Dibothriocephalus latus
Lineage: Eukaryota; Metazoa; Platyhelminthes; Cestoda; Diphyllobothriidea; Diphyllobothriidae
Source: the annotation of a GenBank genome assembly